CUUUUGGUACUUUGCGUCUUUCUCUUUCCCUCAAAAGUCUAAACACUCGAAGAAGCAUGAAACAAAAUAAGAUUUACACAGUUGAAAAAAGUAAUUAUUUAAUUUAGUUAUGAUUACUAUAUUAAUACAAAAAAGGUAAGAGGGAGACAAAGGUUUUUGUUUCUCCGCGACGGUGUCUGUAGAGAUUCCUGAGGUUUUUCUCUUGGAUUCCCAGAUUUAUUCAAAAAUAUACUAAUAAAAUAAAAAUAAAAUAAUUGUUUUGAAAAAAACUGGUGAAAAUCAAAGAGAAGUAAACGCCAAUAAUAGUUGAUUUAUGGUUUAGGAUUCCCAGAAUCAUCACAAUUAACGAGGCUAUAUGUAAUUUGUUUAUUUUAAAAUCUCCUGUAAAUUUCGUCUUCGAGCAAGAUCUAAAAAAAGAGAAGAAUACUAUAAUUUAAAGCUCAUUCCAAGGUUAAACAACAAAACAAGCAUUUUGUGUAAAGCAGAGAGAACAGAGCACAAAAGACUCGGAACUUUGGCCUUCCUCUGAGGGGUUUAUCUUUAGCUUUGGCUGCUACUAAGUGUACAAAUCACACAAACAGGGUUUUCUUGUUCAAUAAAUGGAGAAGGCUGUCGUUAAAACAUCGAAUCUUUCAGACAUCAUCUCCAAGUUCGCUAAAGUCUGCAAAUUCAGAUCCGUUGGUGUGUUCCCUGACCAGAAGCCAAGUCCUAACGACCCUUGUAACGAAGAAGUAGAAGAGUUGUUCUUCGAAGAUGAUAAAGCCGAAACUCGGGAUAUCACUUGCAAACCUUCGAGAAAGAUUCCAACUUUUCGUUGGAACGAUGCUGAGGUUUCGAAGCUUUUCGACACCGUUACAGCGCUUAAGCUCGCCUAUCUCGAGUUUCAACGAGCUCAUCUGCCUUACGAUCCAGACAAGAUCAUAGAAGCAGACAACCUCGUCGUGUCUCACCUCGAGACGCUACGAAGACUCAAACGCCUCUACCUCAAAACCAAGCAGCUCCAGGCCAAGGCCGAGCUCGACGCUGCUUCUUGCUUGAACCGGUUAAGAGAUGAAGUUGAAGCGAACGAGAAGCGUUUGUGGGAACUCAAGACGCAAUUAAAACCAAAAGAGAGUGAGAUUCACACUCUCAAGGAGACACUCAACUGUUUGGUCGCAGAGAACAAGAAACUCGAAGAGAGGCUCGUGAGUGUCUCCUCCUUUGAGUUUGUGUUUAGAUCUGCUUCUAAGUCGAUACACGACUUUGCAAAGCCGUUAAUCACUCUCAUGAAAGCUACGGAUUGGAAUCUGGAGAAAGCGGUUGAAUCCAUCGUUGGAAACGUGACGUACGCCAAGAACUCAGACAAGAAGUUCGCUUUCGAGUCGUACAUCGUUCGGAGAAUGUUCCACGGGAUGAAGCUUAAUCCUUACGAUGUGACCGAGCUAAUGAGUUUAGACGAUCCGUUAGACGCGUUAACAGCGUUUCCUGAUUCCGCGUUUGCGAGAUUCUGCGGUCGGAAGUAUCUCUUGGUUGUUCAUCCGUCGAUGGAAGCUUCCUUCUUUGGGAAUUUGGAUAUGAGGGGGCUAGUUAUGCUUGGUAAGCAUCCGAGAACGGUGUUCUAUCGAAUCUUUGCGAAAAUGGCGAAGUGGGUAUGGGUUCUUGGGUCGUUUGCAGCGUCUUUGGAUCUAAAAGCAAAGAUCUUUGUGGUCGGAAGAGGAACAAAGUUCUCAAGUGGGCACAUGGAGUCUGUAGUGGGUGAUGAUGCAAGAGAAGAAGAAGAAGAAGACUUGAGAGUUGAGUUUAUCACAAUGCCAGGGUAUAAGGUUGGAGAUUCAGUGUUUAAAUCUCAUGUUUAUCUUUCUCAAACAGAAGGGUGAGAAAGAACAGCUCUUUAGAUUUUGAUUGUUUGAAAAAUUUUCAGGUAAUCAUUUCUGCUCUAGUUUUGAAAGUUCUGUAGGUAAGGGGAUAUCAUUUGCUUUGUAACUAUGUACACAUUUAAGAUUCAGUGUGUUGAUUCUAUAAGCAACUUAAAUCUUCGUGCAUCAGUAAAAGUCCACAUUCGUUUUGGCUGGA
Raphanus sativus (radish) is the source of this 2052-nucleotide messenger RNA. Its product is annotated as protein GRAVITROPIC IN THE LIGHT 1. Gene Ontology annotation, biological process: response to red or far red light; negative gravitropism. Lineage: Eukaryota; Viridiplantae; Streptophyta; Magnoliopsida; Brassicales; Brassicaceae. The transcript has 2 exons. The coding region runs from base 600 to 1856 and encodes 418 amino acids. The record is from RefSeq and is a predicted model, not a curated record.